AUGAAAAUUGGUUUUAAUGUAUUUAAAAAAUCACAAAAGAGAUCUGAUCAAGCUCAUCUUUGUGCAUUAUCAGAGAGUAGAUUUAAAGUUGAUCAAUUUCUAAAUUCAAAUACAUUUUCAAAAGGUAAAACAUUACAACCAAGAAUAUUAGCAAUUUGUGAAGAUUCAAUUAAAAUUAUAGCAGGUGAUGAAUCUGAUAUUAUUGAAGAAAUUGGUUGGUUACAAAUUCAACAAUUCAAUCUUAAAGAUAGUUGGACAGAAUGGGAAAUUAUUUUAAAAGAUAAAAGAAAGUUCUUUUUCAAAAGUGAUCGUUGUUUUGAUAUUCACAUGGCUACUGAUCAUAUUUUAGAUGGUUUAAUUUGUUUAAAUAAAACAAAUGAUUUUAAAAAUAUUGAAUAA
Molecule: messenger RNA, 399 nt
Organism: Dictyostelium discoideum AX4
Lineage: Eukaryota; Evosea; Eumycetozoa; Dictyosteliales; Dictyosteliaceae
Exons: 2
Coding region: 1-399 (132 amino acids)
Source: RefSeq, a predicted model, not a curated record